This is a messenger RNA of Phanerochaete carnosa HHB-10118-sp, 1446 nucleotides long. RefSeq lists its product as uncharacterized. Bases 1 to 1317 code for a protein of 438 amino acids. The transcript is spliced from 7 exons. Lineage: Eukaryota; Fungi; Basidiomycota; Agaricomycetes; Polyporales; Phanerochaetaceae. The record is from RefSeq and is a predicted model, not a curated record.
AUGUCUGCAGACCAGUUACGAGAGCUGCUACCUUUUCUGCGCGACAAGAACCCUCAGGUUCGCCAGAUCGCGCUACAAAAUCUUUUGGGGCACACACCCAAGGAAGCGCCUCUUCGCAGCAUUUUCCUCAGCGACCUUCGGGGAGGAGGCACUCAGGACAACGACGUCCUGCGAGAUCUCAAGAUUUUAUGCCGCGACCAUCUUAGUAUCCAGCAUUCGACGACGUUCAUAUCCGCCCAGGCCACCGCUCAUGAUGCUUUCCGAGCACUAGUCAACCUAUCAGAUGACUCGCUGGUCGCGGCGUCACUAUCUGAACCUUCGUUCAUUCAGUUCCUUGUGGCUUAUAUCCUGAACCCGAACUCCAUCCUCGCUGACCUCGCCUCGAUGAUUCUCUCGAAUAUCACCUCAACUGCAUCCACCGGGAACGCCCUGAUCGCCCUUGAAAUAUCUGUUCUUCCCGAUCCUAAAGCGUCAACUGGUUACUACCCAACGCAAUCCCGCUCGGGGACUUGUGCAGCUCCAGUGCCGUAUCCAUCAGGAGAGCCGGAGGAGAUCCUUGCUCUACCUUUGCUCGUCGACGCCUUCAUACAAGGAGCUAAUGUCGACAAUGAGCCAGAUCCUGAUAAGCGGCCUCGGAAAGCGAGCUUGCACUUUUUGUCCAGUGUCUUUGCGAACAUUAGCAUCACAUCGACGGGUCGGAUGUACUUCCUGACUGCACGCUUGUCAAAUCCAUUCAAACCAGAAGAGGGUCUCGAGUAUCCGCUCGCCAAGCUUCAGGUCUUCACUGAGCACAGGGAUACUAUCCGGAGAGGUGGUACCGCUUCAACAAUGAAAAAUUGCGCCUUCCACAAGCCAGCGCACAAAGCGAUGCUCCUCCCGGACACGGAGAAGGUCGCGAUUCCCCCGAGCGAUGUCGAGGCUCCCAGCAUGAACAUGCUACCGUAUCUCCUCUUGCCUCUUGCUGGUCCUGAGGAAUACGAUCUCGAGGAACAAGAACUGCUCCCAUUCGAACUACAGUUCUUGCCCCAAACGAAAAGACGGGAGCUUGAUCCUGUCAUCCGGCUCACGUACAUUGAGGUACUCCUGCUGCUGUGUACUACUUUCUGGGGCCGAGAGUAUCUCAGAGGUCACGGUGUCUAUGAAGUUGUGCGCGCACUGCACAACAGCGAAAGGGACGACAAGAUCUCAGAACAUAUCGUACGCCUCGUGGCAUUCCUGAAGCGUGACGAGGGUGAUGAGACCAAGAAGGAUAGUAUAGAGGAUGAUAUAGCUAUGAAUAACUCGGACGACGAAGAUAACCAGAUCAUCGAGAUCUAGAAUUCGUAUCAUGAAACGAAUGUGUCCUUAUCUGCUCAACUCUGCACUGAGCCAAAAGAGGUACACUAAAUCUAUCCAUCAUCUGCUACAAGUAUUUCUUGAAAAACUCAACGCUGGCUUUGAAGGCGC